Molecule: messenger RNA, 1713 nt
Organism: Hevea brasiliensis (rubber tree)
Lineage: Eukaryota; Viridiplantae; Streptophyta; Magnoliopsida; Malpighiales; Euphorbiaceae
Product: CASP-like protein 2B1
Exons: 4
Coding region: 375-863 (162 amino acids)
Source: RefSeq, a predicted model, not a curated record
ACUGAACCAGCGUUCCCUUCUUAUGACUCUUCUCCAAUGGGUUUAAAUGCAGUGCUAAAUGCAUUAAAUGUACCCUUCUAGAGUUCCAACUUCUAUUUACUUGCUCAUGCAUUUGACCGUUGGCAGCCUAGAGCGUUCCCACCAGCAGUUCAAGACUCUUAUCAUUUCGUAAGUGGGAAAUUUCACAAAAUGUGAAAAACCCAAAAAAACCCAAGAAAGUGAAGAAGCAACACUUUUGUGGGUUGGCCUAUUUAAGUAGUGUAGAGCUUUGUGGUUUGUGAGGCUUUGUGGGUUCAAGCAGCCAGAAUUAUUAUCUCUUGGGUAUUACUUUUUUUUUUUUUUUCAUCUUUGGUUAAUUUUGGUUGUGUGAAAGGAUGAGUUACUUGGGUGUUGGUGUUAGUCCUGUAAAUGUGCCUGUGUAUCAUGGUACCAAUUUGAAGGUUAUUGAUAGGAGGGUGAGGCUUGCAGAGCUGGUUUUGAGGUGUUUGAUCUGUGGUUUGGGAGUUCUUGCUGCUGUUCUUGUUGGAACAGAUACCCAAGUUAAAGAAAUCUUUUCAAUUCAAAAGGAAGCUAGAUUCACUGACAUGAAAGCUCUUGUCUUUUUGGUGAUUGCAAAUGGGAUAACUGCUGCCUAUUCCCUGCUUCAAGGAGUGCGUUGUGUUGUGGGUAUGGUUAGAGGAAGUGUGCUAUUCAGCAAGCCCUUAGCGUGGGCAAUCUUCUCUGGGGAUCAGUUAUUCAUCAACAGCAAGUUUUUGGUGUCGAUUAGCGAAGAAGGAAUGGUUACAUUUUGGCAAUGUAUUGAAAUAAGUUCAUCAGUAUGGCUCAGCCAACUUGUCAGCAGAGCAAGCCAAACAAUCUUGUAAACUUCCUGGUGAGGGUCCACAAUUGGGAAGCAAUUAUGAUGGCACCUCAUGCAUGCAGUUGGUAGAUUCCAUUAAAACUCCUUUCCAUUUUCUUUAUAGUUAUGCUCCUCUCCAUUCCAUACUGAUCCCGAGUUUUCCAUGAAUAUCAGCUACAUUUUCACGUGGGUAGAACUAGUUCAUAUCAGUUUGUCUUGUACAUGGACAGCUGUGACUCGAAUGUGAACCAUCCAGCAUCCAUUUAAUAUGAAGUGUAGACACUAGUGCCAACGUAGAAAAGGGAGCCCUUUUGCCCAACGGCAUCCAUACCUUUCAUCAAUACGGCCAGUAGUCAUGCAUCUCCCAUGACCAUUCAAUACACAGGAUCUGGAUAUGAUGUGGAAUUGUGGAUGAGUCUUGCUGGGAUUGCAUGGCCUAAUAUGAAUUUGAUGCUGGAAAUAAAAUUUUCCAAGAAUUAGAUGACAUAAUUUUAUUUUGAAAUGCGAAUGGGUUUUGGCAAGUUGCUUGAGUUUCUCUAGCAUUCCUUGGUCGUAGUGUAAGAUCCAUGUCAAAAGUCAUCUAUAUGUAAGCUACUAGCAAGGCCAUUGAUUUUUACUCAUGCUAAAAAGUGGCAUCUAUGUUCUAGUCGAGCUCAUUUAAAGAAGAUGGCAUCAAUUGCUUAGGAAGAUUUAUAUAUUUAAACAAGAUAUUCAUCACAUAUUCAUCACAUUAACAUCAUCAUGAUGCUGGGCAAUAUUUACAAAAAGUCCGCUUGCAUGGUUGAAGGUUAGAAAUGAAUAAAUGUAGCUCCACUUCAGAAGAAUUUUUUGGCUUAUGAAGUUCUUUACCAUAUACAAAUUGUGCUAGUUUUGAA